UCAGGAGUGGAGUUUUGUUUCUGGUUACGCUAGCGUUAAAUGUUGGAACCGAACGUCUAAUUCCUCGUUCGUUGCUCCGAGCUCGCUCCGAGCCGACAGAAAGUUAGAAGUUAUGUCUGACAGCCGGGAGGAGGAGAGAGAAGAAGACCAGGAGCCUCAGGAGCCUCAGGAGCUGCAGGGCGCCGUGGGUGGGGAAGAUGUCAUUGAUGAUCCCAUUCUGGAGCAGGGAGCAGUGGUCCUCAGAGGGUAUGUGACUGAACGUAUAAACUCAGAGGAGCCUGAUCGGCAUGUUUCCCCCGAGCUUCUGGGAGGAAGGCCAAAUGAACAACAGGAUCCACAUAUCAAAGAGGUCGUGAAACAGCUGAUCAAGAUCGCAGAUGACAUCAACAGGAACGCUGAGCUCCAACGACUGAUCAACCAGGUCCCGAGCAACUGUGCUAGGGACAUCUUCAUGAAGGUGGCCAGGAGCAUCUUUACUGACGGCAUCAACUGGGGACGAGUGGUGGCUCUCUUCCAUCUGGCCUACAGACUCAUACACAAGGCAUUGACCACUAACCAUCUAGAGAACAUCAGAACCAUCAUCAGCUGGGUUCUCCAGUUCAUCAGAGACCAACUGUACCCUUGGCUCGUGCAGCAGGGAGGCUGGGAGGGUGUGAUCAGUGGUGUUUCUCGAUGGAGGUCCGUAGCCAUUGUGGCAUCAGUAGCAUUGGUUGCAGCUAUUGUUUACUACAGGAAGACACGCUGAGAGCAUCAGACCUCAUAACCAGGGCUACAGUCCCACCUCUUGGAUUAAUGCAACUUUUUAGUAAAAGACUUAACAGUUUCUGGAUUCCUCAAGCUCCAUCUUAUUAAUCAGUGGAGGUCAAGUACUGUACUUAGAGAGGGAAAACCUCUUCUCGUCUCAGGAUUACAAGAACAAAGAAAGUGCAUUUACUACCAGCAGCCCAACUGGGUUCUCCAUCAUCCUUCACCAGCAUCUAUAUGGAAGUAUAAGAGCUGCUGCGACACACCUCCUAGCAAACAUGUUGGAGUUCUGGGCGUCCCAGCUAAUGUAAAGAUCCCAUAGGUUUAUAUCAUGACCAUCAAGGUCCUAAGGAGCGUCUGUAUUUUUGAAAACCCUUUGAAACCUGAAAAAAUUAAAGCAAUUUCUUUCAAAAACAUGGCAAAAACGACAU
Messenger RNA from Plectropomus leopardus (leopard coralgrouper), 1175 nucleotides. Its product is annotated as apoptosis regulator BAX. The record is from RefSeq and is a predicted model, not a curated record. Lineage: Eukaryota; Metazoa; Chordata; Actinopteri; Perciformes; Serranidae. Gene Ontology annotation, biological process: intrinsic apoptotic signaling pathway in response to DNA damage; extrinsic apoptotic signaling pathway in absence of ligand; mitochondrial fusion. Gene Ontology annotation, cellular component: mitochondrial outer membrane. Gene Ontology annotation, molecular function: channel activity; BH domain binding.